Messenger RNA from Xiphias gladius (swordfish), 894 nucleotides. RefSeq lists its product as uncharacterized. The record is from RefSeq and is a predicted model, not a curated record. The transcript is spliced from 7 exons. The coding region runs from base 1 to 894 and encodes 297 amino acids. Lineage: Eukaryota; Metazoa; Chordata; Actinopteri; Istiophoriformes; Xiphiidae.
AUGUACUGCAGUAGUGUGUGCUGUAACCGCUGGUCUUCUGAGGAGAGGCUAGAUGGAAAAACUGUCAUCAUCACUGGAGCCAACACUGGUAUUGGCAAAGAAACAGCCAGGGACCUGGCAAGAAGAGGUGCACACAUCAUCAUGGCAUGCAGAGACCUGGAGAGGGCAGAGGAAGCACGGAUGGACAUUUUGGAAGACACAGGAAAUGAGAAUGUUGUCAUCAGGAAGCUUGAUCUGUCUGACACCAAGUCCAUCAGAGCAUUUGCUGAAGUCAUCAUCAAAGAGGAGAAACAAGUGAAUAUCCUGAUAAACAAUGCAGGCAUCAUGAUGUGUCCCUACUCCAAGACUGCGGAUGGGUUUGAACUUCAGUUAGGGGUCAAUCAUUUGGGUCACUUCCUGUUGACCUACCUGCUGCUGGACCUCAUCAAACAUUCGGCUCCAGCCCGUAUUGUUGUUGUGGCAUCAGUGGCCCACACCUGGACUGGACUUCAACUUGAUGACAUCAACAGCGAGAGGAGUUAUGAUACCAUGAAGGCCUACGGACAGAGCAAGCUGGCUAAUGUCCUGUUUGCACGGUCACUAGCCAAAUGGUUACAAGGUACAGGGGUGAGCGUGUUCUCGCUGCACCCGGGGGUGGUGCAGUCUGACCUGUGGAGGCACCAGCACCAGUGUAUCCAGGUGGCAGUGAAGAUUUUCAGGAUUUUCACCAAGACAACAAUGGAGGGAGCACAGACCACCAUCUACUGUGCUGUAGAGCCAGGCCUGGAGAGACAGAGUGGAGGGUACUUCAGUGACUGUGCCCCUGCAAGGUGCUCAAGGACUGCUUCUGAUGAUGACUUGGCCCAGAAACUGUGGGAAGUCAGCUGCAACAUGCUUGGUAUCACAUGGCAGUGA